AUGUACCACCCAAGCGUAUUUGCUGACAAUAUUGAUGAUAACAAGAACAUAAGCGUAGCCAUCAUUAUGGUGUCCAUUCUUAUAGGAAUAGUUUACCUCAAUCAAAAAAUUGAUCAAGAUGGAGUUAUGAAUAUUAAUGGAGCUCUAUUUAUUUUCCUUACGAAUAUGACAUUUCAAAAUGUUUUUGCUGUUAUCAAUGUAUUCUGCACUGAGUUGCCUAUAUUCUUGCGUGAACACAAAAACGGAAUGUAUCGAGCAGACGUUUAUUUUAUCUGUAAGAUGCUGGCUGAAGCUCCAAUAUUUAUUGCAGUACCACUAUUAUUUACAACUAUAUCUUACCCUAUGAUUGGCCUGUACCCAGAUUUCAAGCAUUUUGCGAUAGCAGUCAUUAUUGUGACAUUAGUAGCCAAUGUUUCUACAUCUUUUGGUUAUUUUAUUUCAUGUAUGAGUUCUAACUUAUCGAUGGCUCUUUCUGUUGGUCCACCUGUUAUAAUUCCAUUUCUCUUAUUUGGAGGAUUCUUUCUUAAUACUGC
This is a messenger RNA of Copidosoma floridanum, 533 nucleotides long. Its product is annotated as protein white. Lineage: Eukaryota; Metazoa; Arthropoda; Insecta; Hymenoptera; Encyrtidae. Gene Ontology annotation, cellular component: plasma membrane; cytoplasmic vesicle membrane. Gene Ontology annotation, molecular function: ATP hydrolysis activity; ABC-type transporter activity; ATP binding. The record is from RefSeq and is a predicted model, not a curated record. Gene Ontology annotation, biological process: transmembrane transport.